Dentiscutata heterogama is the source of this 222-nucleotide messenger RNA. Lineage: Eukaryota; Fungi; Glomeromycota; Glomeromycetes; Diversisporales; Gigasporaceae. The record is from the annotation of a GenBank genome assembly.
AUGAACAAACAAAAAAUACGAAACACUACCAAAGGCAGAAGCGACAACAUAGUAUCUGAGGAGUCAGUUGAAACUGUAGCAGGUUCAGGCAGCCAAGAAGCACACAUAAAUAAUGAGCAACAUGCAACAGUUUAUGAACCAACAAUCACAAAUACAACGCGAAUGGAACACUCAACUCAUGGAAACAAUCAAUCAAAAACUCACAUAGCAAGAACAAACUAG